AUGUCGGUAGCAUUUUUGGCAGAUCCAACUCAAUCUCGAAUAUCGACUGAAGACUUACACAAUAUAGCUGAUAGGCUUGGGUUCAAAAUUCCCGAAGGGCCGGAGACAGAGGCCUAUUUGCAUCUACUUCAGUCAGCAGAAGCUGUUAUGAGACGAAUUCAAAGCGACGAAGAUUACAUACACCCCGCCCUGUCUCCAGUUGAAACCACGACAGAUCGAAAGUACUGGGAGCCAGAAAGCAAGGAUAAUCCUCUAAAUGCCUGGAAGCACCGUUGUGAACUUAUUGCGAGGAUCCCCAGCAACAAAUCCCUUCAAAACCGGACAAUUGCUAUCAAAGACAACAUAUCAGUUGGAGGAUUACCCACCACUGUUGGAACAUUCAAGGAGCUUUUAUGCGAAGAAGAUGGUAGUCUUCCGCUCUCUCCAAUAGAUGCCCCGGUGGUUUCACGUAUCCUGGAGGCUGGUGCGACGAUCAAAGGCUCUUCAAACUGUGAGAACUAUUGCGCAUCUCCCCUCUCGUUUAGUGCGGCCAAUGGGCCUGUUCACAAUGCCUGGAAGGGGGGAUCAUUUGGGGAAAUAGUUGAUCUGGCAAUCGGGGGUGACCAAGCAGGAUCAGUUAGGAUUCCAGCUUCGUACAGUGGAAUAUACGGUCUUAAGCCAACGUAUGGGCUCGUACCGUAUACCGGCGCAGUAUCUUUGGCGCCUAUGAUUGACCAUCUGGGUCCCCUUGCAAAUAACUUGGAAGACAUCGCAUUGUUGCUUCAAGUGAUGGCAGGCUAUGAUGGGAUUGACCCGCGCAUGACUCCAGAAUCACCGCUGAGAUCCCAGGUGCAGGAUUAUCCGCGACUUUUGUCCCAAUUUCGACAUCGCAAACUUGAGCAAGGAGAGGAUUUCGGCUCUGGGCUGACUAUCGGUCUUCUCGCAGAAUCAUUUGAAAUACAGGGGUUGUCUGAAGAAGUUCGCGAUACUGUUCGACAAUCAGCGCGAGAGUUCUUCACGGCUGCGGGGGCGAAAGUUGUGGAUAUCUCUAUACCGAAUCACCGUGACGGUAGUUUGAUCUGGACUGCUGCCACUCGAAUGUCCAUGUCGGAAUGGGUCUGCCAGGGCAAGACAUCCGGAUUCCUUUCUUUCUUGCCUCCGCACAUCCACCCUCGAUGGCCCCCUGACCAGAGGAUGUACGAACUGACCACGGCGACAAAUCCAGCUGCUGUCAACGUGAUGCUCAGCGGAUCGUUUCUCCAAGAGCAUUUUGGUCCCCAGGUGGAGGCCAAGGCCCACCGGAAGGUGUUUGAGCUUCGGGCGGCAUAUGACCAGGCGUUCAUGCAGGUAGAUAUCCUUGUCACACCUUGUGCACCCACGGUUGCGAUGCCACACCCCACGAUGCAGGUUAAUGAAGAUGGUUCCCCUUCGAGUGUCAUGGACAAACUGUCCGCCGCGGUUGGCGUGACGACGAACACGGCGCCGUUUAACGUUACUGGUCACCCUGCGCUGAAUGUGCCAUGCGGGUUCGGUCAAGACUCGAAUGCGUCCGAGGUUAAACUGCCGAUUGGCAUGCAACUCGUGGGACGUCGAUGGGAAGACACCACAGUGUUGAAAGCGGCGGCAGUGUUUGAAGAAGGCAGAAAGCGAAUGUACAUAGAUGGAGGUUGA
Molecule: messenger RNA, 1650 nt
Organism: Penicillium waksmanii
Lineage: Eukaryota; Fungi; Ascomycota; Eurotiomycetes; Eurotiales; Aspergillaceae
Exons: 3
Coding region: 1-1650 (549 amino acids)
Molecular function (GO): catalytic activity
Source: RefSeq, a predicted model, not a curated record